Molecule: messenger RNA, 630 nt
Organism: Suillus fuscotomentosus
Lineage: Eukaryota; Fungi; Basidiomycota; Agaricomycetes; Boletales; Suillaceae
Exons: 3
Coding region: 161-394 (77 amino acids)
Source: RefSeq, a predicted model, not a curated record
CUUGCCCCAAGAAUAGUUGCGACUGCGACAAGUGCGACAAGUGUGACAACAAGCCAGAAUGCGACUGUGGCCCCUCAGGCACUGGUUGUACUUGCCCCAAGAAUAAUUGCAAGUGUGACAACUGCGACAGCUGUGUCAACAAGCAACACUCCUCACAAGUAUGUCGUUAAUUGCACUCCUAAUUAACCCCCGGUCCUCAUCACAUCAGUGCGACUGUGGUCCAUCGGGUAUUGGCUGUACUUGCCCCAAGAAUAAUUGUAACUGCGACAACUGUGACAGCUGUGUCAACAAGCAACACUCUUCCCAAUGCUACUGCAAAGGUACAGGUGUCAGCUGCGACUGUACCAAUCAGCAGCGGGCAUGCAACUGUGCAACGAAGUGGUCGUCUACAUGAUCACAGAUUCAUCAGAAGAUCCCGUCAAGUAUUCAACCCCUUUAAUUUGUGACGACCUCUGUAUUGGUACCGCAUGAUGUUGUAUUACUAUAGUAACCAAUAGUUCUUUAGGUCGUCCUCUUCGUGACAUUGUCUCCUCUUGAAUCCGAAAAUACAAGAAACCUCAAAACACGUGACCCUUGCGAGCGCGUACCUGCUAUUUUCGGAUGAAGGUAACAUGGUGAGCGUUUUUGUAU